AUGGCAGAGAGCAGGAUCAUCAGACACAUUAUCGAUGGCACAAACCAGGAUGGCUUUAUUCAAAGAGCCAUCAAUGCUUCCAACGCCUAUGCCAGCAUCAUUGAGGCGGUGAAGAAUGCGGAGGAGGCAGCCAGCAAAGCCAUCCAUGCUGCUGAUGAAGCUUUGAAGAACGUCCUCAAACAUAAACUUGGAGACAAAGCAAAAGAGAUGAAGAAAGACAGCAAUGCUUUAGAAGAGGCUGUGAAGGAAGAGCAAAGGAAGCUCAGCGGAGUCAAGGGAGCAUUGGAGGCAGCCAAAAACAAAUUGGCUGGCACCCAAACCAAGAAGGAGCAACUUCUAAACCAGCUGAACUCCGCGAAGAACAAGUUGGGCAUGGUCCAUGACGAUGCAUCGGAGAAAAUCCAGAAGGCCAAAGACGCAGCCUUAAAGGCCAACGAGACAGUGGCCACGGUGGAAGGAAAACUGAGUGACAUGAAGAAAAACGUGGACGAAUGGAAAAAACAGUAUGGAGAUCUAAGAAGUGAAGAUUUAAAUCAAGCUACCCGUGAUGUCAAGAAUACUGUCUCGAGUCUUGAAAGCACCCUCCCAGUCCUCCUGGGAAAGCUGACCAGCCUGGAAAACAGAAGAAGCCACAAUGCAACUGUUUUGGACAAUAUCCUGCGGGUGCGCCAACUGAUCUCAUUGGCCCGGAAUGCUGUCAGUAAGAUUAAAGUUCCGGUGAAGUUCAAUGGCACUUCCGGUGUGCAAAUCCGGACUCCUAGCAAUCUCCAGGAUUUAGCUGCCUACACAUCCCUCAAAUUCUAUAUUCAGAACCCGGACUCCAAAAAGAGAGACCAACCAGAGAAUGAGUCUACACGCUUCGUGUUGUACCUGGGACAAAAGGAUGCCACUGGGGACUACAUGGGCCUCAUCCUUAAAGACCACAAAGUGGAAUGGAUCUACAAACUAGGAGGCAAUGAAACAACACAUUUGAUGGUUGAUGAAGAAAUUGGAGAACAGUUUGCUGCUGUCAGCAUCAACAGGAUCUUGCAGUACGGACACAUGUCUGUGACGGUGGAGAAGCAAACCUUACAUGAGACCAAGGGCGACAGUGUUGCCAAAGGAGAACAUGGACUGUUCAACUUCAAGCCCCAUAAUACGAUUUUUUAUGUAGGUGGCUACCCUUCCAGCUUCACGCCUCCUCCACCUCUGCGCUAUCCUAACUACCGAGGCUGUAUAGAGAUGGAUUCCCUUAAUGAAGAGGUGAUGAGCUUAUACAAUUUCCAGCGCACGUUCCACCUCGACACCGUUGCGGAGAGGCCUUGCACAAGAUCUAAAUCAACGGGUGAUCCCUGGCUGACCGAUGGCUCCUAUUUUGAUGGGACUGGAUACGCGGAAAUUACCUUUGAGAGCCAGCUGGGAUCGAUCAAACGCUUUGAGCAGGAGAUGCGGUUGGUGUCCUACCACGGGAUCAUUUUCUUCUUGAAACACCAGAAUCAGCUGCUGUGUUUGACUGUUCGAGACGGGAAGCUGGUGCUGUAUUAUGACUUUGGUGGAGGCCUGAACACGUCCCCUCCAAAGGAUGGGGCCAACCUGGUGGUUAGCAACAACGCAAACAAAGCGGAUGGGAGCUGCCAGGUUUCCUUGCAAGAUGGCCGCGUGGCUGUCAAUGUCCUGUCCACAAAGCUUACCACCAAGAAUGCCUACGCUGAUGAUACCAGCCACUACGUGGCGAUCUACAGCGAUUCUGCAGGGGUCCGGAUGUAUGUAGACGAUCAGCUUCAGGAAUCCACGGCAGGGCCGAAUCGGGAGAGGAGGCAAAAGCGUGAAGCCGAGUUGGGCGUUUUUCACCUGGGUGGUUUGCCCAGCCCCAGCGACAUUGGCAACCUUACGGGCUGCAUUAGCAAUGUCUUCAUCAAGAGGAGAUUGGAAGCCCAGGCAGUUGUGGAUAUGCAGCAGAGCACCGAGAGUUUUAAUGUGACCAUGAACUGCCCCCGAGAUCGGCAACCCCAGCAGAUGAGAGCGCCAGAAAAGAAGAGCAGGUGGAAACCGAAGGUUUCAUUUCUCCAUGGAGUUGAGAUUGAACUCCUCCAGUGGCCUGCUGUUCUACAUGGCUAAUGAAUCCCUGGGCUCCUCCUUCUCCCUUUUUGUCUCCAACGGACGAUUGGUGCUUUUGGCUGAUACCCACCGACAUAAACUGAGGCUCCGGACCAAAGAAAAGUACCACGAUGGAAGAUGGCACACGGAUGCUUCUGCUACCAGCUUUAAGGGCUGUCUCAGGCACCUGAAACUGGACAAGAAGCCUCUGAAUUCACCCUCCCGUGUGUUCGCUGUGACCCCUUGUUAUGUGGGUCCUUUGGAAACUGGCGUUUUUUUCUCCAUUGAAGGAGGAUACAUCACACUAGAUGGGUCAGUAGCCAUAGGUCAAGACUUUGAGAUGACGUUGGAGAUCCGACCACGGAGUUCAUCUGGCCUGAUAUUUCAAAUAGGGAGAAAAACACACUAUCUCAGGCUGUCUUCUGACAGCCAAAAGGUUACGCUGGCCGCAAAUACAGGAACAAAAGAGUUCUCCACUUCUGUGUCCCAGCCUUCCCUCUGCGAUGGCCAAUGGCAUACAAUCACAGUCAUCAAAGGAAGCAACAUGAUCCAACUGGAUGUGGAUACCAAAGCCAAUUACACAGUGGGUCCAAACGAAGUCCAAGAUACCUCGGAUAAAGAAAGCAUUCACCUUGGUGGAAUGCCAGAAGUCGCUUCACUGCCCCACCUGCGCCACCCUUCCUCGUUUGUGGGCUGCAUGAAGAAUUUGGUGAUCAACCGAAACCCAAUUGACAUCAGGCAAGCUGGCUCAACUAGGGGCUCUGUAGGGCUCAGCGGGUGCCCGACUGGGUAAACUGGAGCUUCCUGCCAGGUGUAAAAUCGGAGCCACAGAUGGGUUCGUCGGCCCUCCCAAAAUACGGCGGACGUCUUCGUGAUGCAUCUCCUUGCCGACAAAAACACAGAGGGUUUCAAUGAACACAAGUGUAUAUAGAGAGGAGCAGAGGAAGAGCUGUGGUGGGGUUCUCAGAGCUGUGCUCGUUAGCUAAUUUGUAAUAUAUUUGCACAUUUCAUUCAGUAUAUUGGCAGUAGGGUAUUUCAAACAAGGCACAUGGUGUGCGCUUUAUAAAAAUAUUUAUAAUGGGUGGUUAGGCGGCUAAGGUGCUCCCUUGCACGAGUGAGAGAAGUCACAGUGAUGCCUUAAGCAACAAUUUCAUCAAUAUACACAAGGACCAAAAUGUUUAAGCCUAGCUGUAUAGCGUGGAGCCCUUCGUGUUCUUAAGCUUGGUUGCGUUGUCUGAAGAUGUUUCUGCAAGCAAGCCAAGUUUGGAGAGCACCGAGGAUUCCAGUCCAACCCUCAGCUCUUCUCUUGAUAUCUUCGUAUACAUUUGAAAACUGCAGUUGUUCUAAUAAUUUUCCAGGGAUUAAAUUUUUCAAUGGGGUGAUGGCUGCAAGGGGGAAACAACCUGAUACACCACAACGGCACAUAUAUUCCCCCCCCCCCCGAGUAUUUGAAAAAUGGUUUUGUCUUCGCCAACUUCCCUAAAGGGAUCAAGGAAUGUAACGGACGUUCCUUAAUAAAUUAGGUUUGCACAUCGAGUGUGAUAUCAUUAACAUGGAUCUGGGGUACUUUGCAGUUCAGGGUUAUGAGAUCCUAGCCAGUCCGUGAUGACCGGCCAUACGGUGGUUUGCUUAAUAGCACCAAGAGUCUAGAUCUAGGAUUUAAGCGGAUUUUGUGACUCCAGGCAAAAACAGGGGUGCUUCCUUCAUGUUCGGUGCCGUUGCUGCAGCCUGCAUUUCAGUGACAUUACGGGAAAACAUAGGUUUUGCUUUAAAUAAGGAGGAACUUUCUGAGUGGACAAUCAACCAAUGGAACAGCUUGCUUUCCAAAGCUUCAUCACUUGAGACU
Messenger RNA from Thamnophis sirtalis, 3922 nucleotides. The record is from RefSeq and is a predicted model, not a curated record. Lineage: Eukaryota; Metazoa; Chordata; Lepidosauria; Squamata; Natricidae.